AUGGACUAUCCAUCUCCAAUGCACCAUCAAGUUCCUCAUUCAUCGAAGCCUCACAUGCAUCAUCCUUCACAUCCUCUUCUAUCAAACCAAUUACAACCUAUCAGCUCAGAAAGUCAUACUUCCAUGUGGCUCGACGAUUCCUAUCCGAUGUCAAAUGGAUGCCCAUCGCAACGUGAUUCUGGUUUUAAUUCUCGACCAGCCUCACUACGUAGUGUAGACUCGGCCGGCACAAGUUCCCAGCAUCACGGAUCAGGAGCAGCAAUGUACGAACAAAUGCCUCCCCGUUUGCCUAAUGACAUUGAAAAUACGCGUCCACAAUACACUGAAUUACAAUCAGUACCAGGACCACCACCCAAACCAGAACCAUCUCAAGUCAUUCCUGAAUUACUCAAUCUAUUGAUGGAAGACGAUCCAGUUAUCGUUCGCGAAGCUGUCUUACUCACACACAUCUUAGUCAAAGAAGGAAAUGAAAGUCGAUCGGAAGUGAUCCAAAAUCGCGAGUUAAUUAACACUUUACUGGAGACAUUCUCAAAAGAUAUGGGCGAUGGAAAGGUCACGCAUGCAUUAGUCAAUCUAUUUCACUCACUCUCUCAACAACAAGAAGGUCUACGUGUCAUUUAUGACUGCGGAGGCAUCGCACGUUUACUACAAAUUCUUGACUCUGCUGAUAACAUCGUUAAUUACGCGAUAACAACAUUACAUAAUUUUCUAAUCGUUCUCCAACAUCAAGCAGCUGACGAAAUUUAUCGCUGUGAAGGCCUUAUCAAAUUCAUUCAUCUACUGGAUAGUACAAACGAUAAAUUGUUGACCUUAGUCACUGACAGUUUACUGAAAAUGUCAAGUUAUAGCACAAAAUCGAAACAAUUCAUACAGAAUAGUGAAGAAUGCAUUCAACGUCUUCUUUGGAUCUUCGAGACAAAUAAAUACGAUAAAUUACUAUUGACACUAUCGAAACUAUUACCAAUCAUAUCGUCAGGAAAUGAAAUGAACAAGAGCUUGAUUCUUCGAUCGAAUGGAUUAAAUAUAAUCGAAAAACAUCUACGCACGACGAAGAGCAUUCGAAUACGACAUAACUGUCUUAUCACACUAAGAAAUAUUUCUAAUCAAGCGACGCAAAUGCGUGAUAUUGAUUCGUUAAUUCAACAAUUGACUGCGAUGUUAUCGAGUGAUGAUCGUCAAUCAGUUAUUCAUUCCUUGGAAAUCCUUGGCAAUUUAACAGCAGAUAAUCAAAAUAAUAAAAGUUUAUUUGUGAAAUUAAACGGAGUGCAAAGUGUCAUGCAGAAAUUAAUGAUGAAUUCCGAUGGAAAUGACGAGCUUAUCGAAGCAGCGUUAUGUACACUCCGUCAUAUCACUGCUCGACACGAUCUCGAAAAUGAAGCGCGUGAAAUCGUACGAAAAUCAUACGGAAUCGGCAAUAUCGUGAAAUUGUUUCGCGAUAAGAAUUACAAUGGACAUUGGGGAACCAUUAGAGCAACAGUCGGUUUAAUUCGAAAUUUGUCGUUAUCUCAAUCAAUAAUCCCGAACUUAUGUGAACAAAAUACAGUUCAGAAGUUAAUUGAAUUAUUAAUGAAUUUGGAACGGGAUCGAUUAAAACUCCCCGAAGAUAAUCAACGAUUUGAUGCGUUAAUGGGAUCGAUUGUGAUAACAUUGACAAGCUUAGCGAAAGAUUCCACAUGUAGAGCGAUUAUUCGAGAUAUGAAUGGAUUACCGAUCCUCAUGCGGUUAUCUCAUCUACCAACAUGUUCUUUGCAACAAUCGACGAAGAAUUUACUACAUGAAUUAAACAUCGAAUAG
This is a messenger RNA of Adineta ricciae, 1794 nucleotides long. NCBI's taxonomy places the organism in Eukaryota, Metazoa, Rotifera, Eurotatoria, Adinetida, Adinetidae. The record is from the annotation of a GenBank genome assembly.